AUUUCCUGAAUGUCAACCAGCCAUCUUCCAAACUGAUUAAGAAGAACAUAGUUCACAGCCACUUGGGAAUCAACUUCGACCUGAAAAUCACUGAAGCCUGCAUCCAAGGACCAGUUUGUGGCAAAAAGCAGAGCUUUGAUUUCCGCAUCUAGGGCGGAAGUAGCUUGCAGCGGGAAGGACAUAGCAAACACCAUAGCUCCAUCUUGAUUUCUCAUAAUCGCUCCUCCAUAAGAUCCCUGAGGUAUAAACGAUGCAUCAAUGUUUAAUUUCAGUUUUUGAGGCUUAAUCCAUCUGAUAAUUUGCAUACUUGAGCUCGUAAUUCUGAAAUUGCUAGGAAUUAGGUUUUCUUCAAAAAGGAUAGGGAAUUUUCCCAAAAUGGGACUAUUUAUCUUUACGAAUUCCAAAAUAGGAGCAGCCUGAAAGUCAAUUUCGCAUAGGACCAAAUGAUGACUGAAAUGCCUAUUAUACCCUCAAGUAAUAACCGUUGUAUCACCGUUUCCAAUAACAAAAAAAACGCGCCUCUAUCAUCGUGCUCUCGAGGCUCUCCAACUCUCGAAGAAACCAUCAUUCAACUUCCUCUUAGCAACUUCUGCAGAGCAAACCGUACUCGAAGGAGAAAACGACUGGCGCUGAGAACACAGAAGUGAGAAGCGACGAAGAAAGCACCAUUGUUGUCGUCGACAAUGGCCGAUUUGAACUCCACAAACACGGAGCGGAGAAACGACAUGAAGCUGGUAUGUCUUCCUAUGUUUAUGAUUUACAUUUGCGAAAACUAGGUUAAAAUGUGUGAUAAGAAGUCUAAUAAUGUAAGUUUCAACCUAAUUUCUACUUGCAUGUGUAUCAUUCUGAACAGAAUAAGUGCGAUAGAUUUUUUUACUUCGAUGUUUAAUAUGGUGUAUUGUUUACCUAGAAAACAGAUGCAAACAUGAAUUACUUCCUUUAUAGUAUGUACAAGUCAAGAGAAUUCAUAUAUUUCUAGAUUUAUUGAGUUGUUCAAUCAUGGUCUGUUUUUGAAAUAUUGAUGAGUAAUUAGUGUUGUUUAGGAAUUAAACCAGCUACUAAACGGUCUUGACAUUUUAGAUUACAUAUACUGUCAUUUUACUUACUUGCAAUGAUGAAUGUAAACACAAUAUUGAUAUUUAGUGUUCAUAGGCAAUAAGAAGGUCAUGUGACAAGGACAUCUUGUCAAAAAUGAACAAACUAAGAGUAAACUGCUAUUGCAAUGUGCUGGAAGUGGUUAAGGCCAUUAAGAUGUACUUGAAUGAAGAAUAACAGGCUGAAUUUAGAAGAACUGUGGGCAGUUGUUAUUGGGGCUGAUUGGGAAUCAUGUUGAAGAGGUGAAUCACAGGGUAGAAACUGAGAAGAUCACUUUCAACCUUAGAAACAGUUUGGUGUCAUUUACAAAAGAAGACUUCGCUCUGGUGACAUCUUUUAGGAUGGAUGGAGUUAAGAAAAAAUACAGAAAGAUGUGCAGGGGGAUAUCCGGAAGAGAUACUUCAAUGGGAAGACAUAUGUGUCCCGACAAAACGUCACCGAUGCUUUGAUUGCAUACAACCGUGAUGAUGAGGGAACUGUUGAAGGUGAUGGUGUCAAAUUAGCUUUGUUGUAUCUGCUAGGGAAUGCAUUAUUUGGAAACCAAAAUAAAGUAGCACUGCCUUCGUACUAUGUGAAUCUGUUGGAUGAUAUGGAAGCUUUCAAUAGCUAUCCAUGGGGAAGAGACAUAUGGGAUGAUUUGGUCAACAAUGCAGGAAAAAGUGUUGAGUUACUGACUACAAGUUCUUCAGACCGUGUCACAUUUCCUGGGUUUAUGUUUGCUGUACAAGUAUGGGCCUUUGAAACUCUUACAGGACUGAACAAAGCUGGUGUUUGCGUCUUCAAAGAAAAUCAAGAGAAUGCUAUUCCUCGCACUCUGAAAUGGAGUUUUACCAAAAAGCAAAGUCUGCAACUUCUGUGCAAGUUGAUAUUCCAUAACAAUGAGUUUGAAUAUAAACCAAUGGAACCAACAGCUCAAGAGAUGGAAAUACCAGAGUUGGCAUUACUGUUCCAAAACUUCGAAAGAGAACAUUGGCAGUUUGAUGGUGGAAUAGACUGUAGUGAAGAGAUACAAACUGAAGGUAAUGACAAAGGUGCAGAUUGCAAUGAGAAAGAAGUUGAAAAUGGGAGUGGAAAGGUGGAGAAAAAGAAGAAGUCAAGGUCCAGAAAGGGCGCUGCUCUUCAAAGAAAGUGCACUAGGGAAAGCAAUGAUGAUGAAGAAGAUGACUCAUUACUGCAAAAACUUGUUAAGAAGACUGACAUGAUGAUGGAAGAAAUGGCAAGGAUUAAGAAUAUCCAGAGAACACAUGGGUCUUUAUUGAGAAAGAUACUGACAAGGUUGGAAGGUAGACAGGUAUUGACAGAUGAAGCUAAGGAGGUCAGCCAAGGGGAAAAGCAAUGCAUCUUUGAAAAAGAUGAUGUGGUGCUUCAUGACAAAACAACUGAAAGAGAGAUAUGUGAUAAAGCUUGGAACAUUGAAAUUGAUGAAAAUGGCACUGAGAAGGAUGAAAUUGGAGAGAUGGAUGUAGAUAAAGGGGAUCAUAUACAGACAGUGCCAGAGGAGGUUGAUGAUGCUGAAGAGUUGUUGAAGAAUGAUGAAAAUAAAAGUUCUAAUGAAAAGGAAGCAAUGGCAGAGGAAGAUGGCACCGCUAUUGAAAAGGAGAAUGUUGAAGUGUCUGAGAAUGAGAUAGAUUCUCAAAGACCAUCGUUCAAUAUAUUUGGUUUUUCUUCACAGGAAGAAGGCCUUGUGAAAAAAACUGAUGAGGAAAUAUUAGGAGACUUGAACAAUGCACGUGAGCCAGUUGUUGAUGGCACUGAGAAGAUGGAUGUUGGCAAUGAUACUGGAAAAGAGGACUGGAGAAAAUUGAAUGAUGAUGACACAGAUUAUGAUGAGGAUGAGCUGCUCAAAGUGGAUGAGCUGGUUAACAAAACCAUAGAAAAGAGAAAAGAGAAGUCAACCGAAACAAACAUUGAGGAAUCCACAAAGGAAAUGGAAGUGGUAGAAGGGAAACUGGAAAGUAAGUCAAAGAAAGAAGAUGUCAGUGCUAUAAAUCAGUGCAAAAUUAUACAGGUUUACCAAGAACCAGAACCUCUAGUUGUGAUUUAUGGAGUUGCAUAUGUAAAAAAGUCCAAAAGGAAACCUAAAUCUCCGGAGCGCUACACGCCAUCAGAGAGAACUGUGGAGAAAAAGAGAACUUUUGGUGGAAUUGAGAAUGGAAAUACAUAUUGGAGGAAUUAUUUCGAGACCCUAAAUCAUUUUGGAUAUAUGGGAGGAUUAAAUAUUUUUGGGGCAUUAAAUCUUUUUAUUACCAUUGAGACUAUUGUGGAGAAUUUUUCCUUAUAAAUAUUUAUAAGGGUUGUUAAGGAAAUCUUACUAUUUGGAGAAUGAUACUUACCUCCAAAUAUUACAAACACUGUGGAUAUGGAUUUUUGAAAGAUUUUUGUAAAGCUAGAAUCGGAUUUAUUUACGAAUAUGAGAUGUGUGAUGGAAGUUCAAAAGUUAUUUUGGAGAUUAAGUAUUUUGGGAAGUAAUAUCUUACUCCUACUAUAUAUGAACUAUUCAAUGUUUAUAAACAUUAUUUUAAGCUACGAAUGCUAUUGGGAAAUUAUUUAGUUUGUUGGAAAGUAUAUAGAUUUGAGAAAGUGUUUUGAGGACUGUGAGAUAUUAAGAUAUUAUUUUACUUGCAAAUGUGUGAUAUGCUAUGAGAUGAAAUAAUUUUUACAAACCUCAGUUUAGUGUGUGUAUUUAAUUAUUUAUUUAUGAGAUCAAAUAUUUUACUUGCAUUUGAGGAAUUGUAGAGUAUUUUGAGAAGGCUUCGACAUGCCAAAAAAGGGGGGGUUGACAUGUAUUUUGACAAAAUUAUAUAUGUAUCAAACAUGAUUAUUUUACGGGGUUGAGUAGGCCCUUACUUAGCAUUUUAAGCUAAUUUUUUUUCUUUGUGUUUUCUUUCUGUACUUUAUUUGUGCAGGAAUAGAGGAUCAUAUUGAAGUUGCUUUCGAGAGCUUCCGCUAGAACACAUAGACUAAAGUUGACUGAGUAAUUUAUUUUAGUCUAAAUUUUAAGGAAUUGUAGUUGAAUAAUUAAUUAUGGAAAAUUUUAAUUGUUGGUGGUGGAUAGCCUGUGCACUCGGUUAUGUGAGAACCGAGUGUGGCGGUAACGCCUCUUAUUUCCAUUUAAAUUUCCGCUGCACAAUUCUGAUGUUUUCAAAUAAAGUUUAAAUUCCUUUGAAUAAA
Cuscuta epithymum is the source of this 4266-nucleotide messenger RNA. NCBI's taxonomy places the organism in Eukaryota, Viridiplantae, Streptophyta, Magnoliopsida, Solanales, Convolvulaceae. The record is from the annotation of a GenBank genome assembly.